Messenger RNA from Amaranthus tricolor (Joseph's coat), 1331 nucleotides. Its product is annotated as phosphoglycerate mutase-like protein AT74H. Gene Ontology annotation, molecular function: phosphatase activity. NCBI's taxonomy places the organism in Eukaryota, Viridiplantae, Streptophyta, Magnoliopsida, Caryophyllales, Amaranthaceae. The record is from RefSeq and is a predicted model, not a curated record. The transcript is spliced from 2 exons. Bases 128 to 1081 code for a protein of 317 amino acids.
CCCAAACCAAACCCAUAAAAUCCCCACCCAUAUUUCCUCCAAACCCCCCAUUAACACCCAACCAUCUUCACACAAGUUUCAAAAACCUCCAUUACUGUACUACUACCAAUCACAAUCCACACCCAAAAUGGGUAAAGAUAACCCACCAUCCCAUCCCGAAACCCACCACAAUCUCCCCAAAAGAAUAAUCUUAGUUCGCCAUGGCGAAAGCCAAGGAAACAUAGACACAAAAGCAUACUCAACAACCCCAGAUCACAAAAUCCCUCUCACCCAACAAGGCAUUUCUCAAGCUCGUCAUGCUGGUUCCUCCAUUCGUCGAUUACUUGACACUUCUUUUCUCUCUGCUUCGCGGGUCUAUUUCUAUGUAUCCCCUUAUGAACGGACCCGAUCAACUCUUCGAGAGAUUGGGCGAUCUUUUCCUAAGAACAGAAUUAUUGGGAUUAGAGAAGAGUGUAGGAUUAGAGAGCAAGAUUUUGGGAAUUUUCAAGUGCAUGAGAGAAUGUUGGCAAUCAAAGAAACAAGGGAGAAGUUUGGAAGGUUCUAUUAUCGAUUUCCUGAAGGAGAAUCUGCUGCUGAUGUUUAUGAUCGCAUUUCAAGUUUCAUGGAAUCUUUAUGGAGGGACAUAGACAUGAACCGCCUUCAUCAUGACCCUAACCACGAGCUAAACCUAGUAAUCAUAACACAUGGACUAUUAUCGCGUGUCUUUUUGAUGAAGUGGUUUAAGUGGACAGUCGAACAGUUCGAACGCCUUAACAAUCUAGGCAACUGUGAGUAUCGGGUAAUGGAAUUAGGCAAGGGGGGAGACUACAGCCUAGCUAUUAACCAUUCGGAAGAAGAGUUACUGGAAUGGGGUCUCUCUCCGGAAAUGGUAGCUGACCAGAAGUGGAGAGUCCAUGCUAAAAGGGGUGAAUGGAACGAAAAAUGUAGUUGGUACCUUGAUGGUUUCUUUGACGAGCUAGAAGAGUCUGAUCUUUGUGCAGAAGAGCAAUCUGAUGUCGCUGAGAAAGAUGGUCACUUAAGCAAACUCGAAAAGAAUCACGAUAUUUGCAUAGAAGAUGAACAUAAACCUAUUGAACCUUGAUGGUUGCAUAUUCUUCUCUUACUAGCUGCUUACCUGUGUAUACUAAUUAAAUAGGGUUAGAUUUUGGUCAUUGUGAUCUGUAUUCUUUGUUUAGAACUUGCUACAUUAUUACUGUAUCUACUUGUGUUCUUUUGGGUAAUGUAUUUUUAGUUGUUGGAUCGAGUCUUGACUCUUUUGUAUGGUUCUUGAGCUACAUUUGGCCAAUUGUUGGAAACGACAUUGUGAUAUCUUGAGCUAGGUUAGAAUCAAA